AUGGAUGCCACCGAGGAUCGCGAUGUGAAGCUUCAGCGGGCUUCUGGAGAUCUGGUCGCCGAGUUUUCAGUCAAAUUGCCCUCGCUGUUGUGGAAAUCUCAAAAUGGCACCUCCCUCCGCACCUUACGUAAAUGGACACAGGUCACUAAGACAGAGAAGCUGGUCAGCCUUCUUGAACCUUUCCAAGAGUGGCCUCAGCUCCUUGAUCCUCAUCUGCAGAAGUUGUUGCCUCCUUUAGUGGAUGCUUUCUUGGCUUAUUUAGUUAAGCAUCGUGCUCACUAUACGACUGUUCCUGCAAAAAGCGCACAAGGAGCUGAUAUCUAUCCUCUUCCAAGAGCAAUUUGCAGACUUUUGUACACUUUCUGCAAAGUCCGUGGCGUCAAGGUGAUAAGCAGAUUUUUGAACAAUGAGCCGAAAUACCUUGAAUCGAUGCUUCGGGGCUUUAUUGAAUGGGAUUUGAUUCAGCAGUCGUCAAACGAAGAUACCUUUGACUCAGAGCCCCAACGAUUGAUAUGGGAAGAGCGCUACGUGAUGCUAGUCUGGCUGUCUCACCUUCUACUUGCUCCAUUCGAUCUGUCGUCUUUGUCAUCGGAUGAUAUCCCAGUUCCCCAUGACAAUUUGAAACAACUGAAUUGGCUGCCGUCUGAAACCCCCAUGGUUGCUAAAUCACUUCUUUCUUUAUCAUUGCAUUACAUUGGUGCGGCAGGAAAGGAACGUGAGGCGGCCACUGCUCUUUUGGCGCGAUUGGCGUUGCGGGGAGAUAUGCAAGCUCUCGGGGUCCUGAAGGGCUUGACUCAAUGGGCUUUCUCAAAGUUCCAACCAGACAAUUAUUCUGAAACGCCCUCUGUUCACGCCUGCAUUGGCGUGCUUAGCUUUAUCGCUCGUUUGGGUGCAUCUGGUCAAGUGGAAGACUUUGCUCCCCUGCUUCAAAAUGUGUUCCACAAAACCCUCAGUGUGAGCCAAGGACAGUCUCCAGUGUCAGUCACCAUUCGGUCUUCAGCUUUAGCCCGGAAGAUUGUGGUCAAAAUUCUUCGCAACAUUACCGUCAUGGCUUUGUCUUUGAGCGAACGAGGAGAAGGAAAAAUCACGGAUGAUCAACUAUCAACCAUAUUGGAAGAUUCAAUCGAUCACUUCUUGGUAUCUUUGGCCGACAAAGACACACCCGUGCGGUUUGCUGCAAGUAAAGCACUCAGCAUCAUCGCUCUCAAACUAGACCCAGACAUGGCGACUGAGGUCAUUGAAGCCGUCAUUGGCUCGUUGGGUGAGAACAUACUUUUUGAGAGUGAUGACGGUGCCCUCAUUACGCCAUUUGAGGCACGCAAGAUUGGUACACAUACCCUGAGACGCAAUCUCAGUGCUGUUGACGCUCAGCAAUGGCAAGGUCUGAUCCUGACGUUAUCCCACUUGCUUUUCCGUCGAGCACCGCCAACCCACCAGCUGCCUGAAAUCCUCCAGUCACUUAUAGCUGGCUUGGAUUUUGAGCAAAGAUCUUCUACUGGUAGUUCUGUUGGAACCGGUGUACGAGAUGCUGCUUGCUUUGGCAUUUGGGCCCUGUCUCGAAAAUACACAACCUCGGAACUUCUAGCAUUGCAAUCCCAGGUGGUAGCGUCAUCAUCUGGACAGAAGGAGGUUGAUGUCUUACAGAAACUGGCCUUUGAGCUUGUCUGUGCGGCUUGUGUCGACCCAUCUGGAAACAUUCGGCGUGGCUCUUCUGCUGCCUUGCAGGAAUUAAUCGGUCGACACCCCAACACCAUUGCACAAGGCAUUCCUAUGGUGCAGGUUAUUGACUAUCACGCUGUCGCGCGACGCUCUCGUGCCAUGAUCGAUGUCGCCAAAGAAACGGCUUCUCUGGAUCAAAUAUACUGGAGUCCGCUUCUGAAGGCCUUGAUGAGCUGGAGGGGUAUUGGCUCCACAGACCCCGAGUCCAGGAGACAUGCAGCCAAGUCGAUUGCGUCUCUGAGUACGCAAGAUUCUUACAAAACCAUGCAGCAGGUCUUGGAUCUUUUGCUGCAAAAUUUCGCCAGCACGUCUCGAAAUGAUGUGGAAUCACGACACGGCUGUCUGUUGGCGUUUUCUGCCACUGUGGAUACCUUUACUUCUCGGUGGGAGGCAUUCUUGGAGACAAGAGAAUCAAGCGAGGCUAAGGCUAUGUCCUCACUAGCUCUCAAAGUCUGGCAUAUUUUUGGCUCCCAGUCAGGUCCUUCCGAUGACGACUUGACAUUCCAAACCUCACGUCCUGAACUCACAGCAGAAGCUUCAUCAUGUUUGAUAUCCUCACUUUCUCGGUUUGUAACCACGACAGGCUUGGUACAGCCUCCAGAAGCUCUCCUAGAUCGUGUACUGCAGAUCCUCUCCUUGUGUGUAUCGCGGAGCGAUGACAUUUCCAUCGAAACCUCCUCAAAUGCUUUUUGCCAACUGUUUCCCCUGCUAUCGCUCUCCAAGCAGGAAAAAACGGUUCGCGAUUGGUUCUCUCAUCUCCACAACUCAUCGAGGAUGCCGACAGGUCGCGGUCAAAUCUUAGCGCUAGGUGCUGUAUUCAAGCAACUUGCAGCUCAUCGUGAUCUCCAGGGAGAUGUUGUCACCGAGCUGAUCCGCUACACCCACAAGGAAGAGCUCAUUGAAAAACGAGUGACAGCUGUGAAGUGCGUAGCAACCAACAUAUUACCACACAUAGCCUCCACCGAUGAGCUUGCCAACAGAAUUCUAGAAUUCUUGAACGAUUACACAACUGACAGACGAGGCGACAUCGGAUCGCUCAUUCGGGUGGAAGCAAUUCAAGCAGUGGGGAUUCUAUUACAAAGGGAGUCGACAUCACGAUCACCCAUGAUUCAAAGCUUGGUUGGAUGUCUUUGUCGACUUGCGUGCGAGAAACUCGACAAAGUGAGACUACAAGCAUGGCUUUGUCUGCAAGGCUUCUGGGAGACGGCCGAAGACCUUCCGCCCCUCGAACGAAAAUUCGAACACUUCAGCCAUGUCUCAUCGCAAGAGUAUUUUGCACAGCUACUUUCACUGCACAGCAUCGAGUGGCUUCGUUUGCCUCUACUUCAGGGGCUUGCUACUUCCGCCAUCUCAGGUGCCGAGGGUCUUGUUCGAGCAUCUCGCUCAGCCCUAACUCAAUUCCUCCAUUCCCAAACUCAGGCCCAUCGUCAAAAGAUCUUGAUGGUGUUUCUACAGGAUUUCUCAACAAUAUUGAGCGAGAACCUUCAAGAUGAACGAUUCGCCAUUCCUGCUGUUGAGUUCAUUGCCUUCUUGGUUGAUAGCUAUAUUCCGGUCAUUCCCGAAGACUCUGAUAUAUGCUUCCGAAAGCUAUUUACGUUGGUUCAGAAAUCACAUCUAAAAUCGGCCAACAUUGCUCGCUUAGAAGCUGCUGUCAAAGCUUAUGGGGCUUUGACAAGAAUCGAUUCCCUGCGUGCCGGCGUCUUAAAAAAACUAACGGGAAUGCUCUUGCAUCCUUUCCCGAGGGUUCGCUCCAGUGCCGCAGAGUAUUUGUUUAUGGGGACAGAAUUGGAUGAUAUUAAGUACGAGGACUGGUCUGCUACCCCCAAGCAACUGAAACCUCAUGUCGAUGAUUUGAAGAUUACGCUCAAUCUGGAUAUCUGA
Molecule: messenger RNA, 3600 nt
Organism: Penicillium brevicompactum
Lineage: Eukaryota; Fungi; Ascomycota; Eurotiomycetes; Eurotiales; Aspergillaceae
Product: tubulin-specific chaperone D
Exons: 6
Coding region: 1-3600 (1199 amino acids)
Biological process (GO): tubulin complex assembly; post-chaperonin tubulin folding pathway; microtubule cytoskeleton organization
Molecular function (GO): beta-tubulin binding; GTPase activator activity
Source: RefSeq, a predicted model, not a curated record